AUGGCAGACUGGGCCCAUGAGACCGCGGGUCAUAGAGGAAAAGCAGCUACGCUAGAGUGGGCGCGAGCCCGAGGACUACCAAUAACUCUCCAGAUGAUUGUCCAAGCUCAAGAAGUAUGCGAGACCUGCAAUGAGGUUAAGAAAUGGCCCCUCACGAAGCAA
Messenger RNA from Pelobates cultripes (western spadefoot toad), 162 nucleotides. The record is from the annotation of a GenBank genome assembly. NCBI's taxonomy places the organism in Eukaryota, Metazoa, Chordata, Amphibia, Anura, Pelobatidae.